UACAGCCAAGCCGCACUAUUUGGGGACGUUACAUGGGAGUGAGAUAGGGAGCUGUCAGUAAACAGAGGAGGGAUCACACACACACUGAUAAGGGAACCUACAGAGGAAGCAACAGGAGUCAUGUACACAGACAAGUAGAGGGAAGACGAGCCCCAGGCAGGAGGUAAAGCUGCACAUUGGAGGCACAUAGGAGGACAGGUAACCAUUAAGUUUUACUGAGUAAAGAAUGGAUAUCAUUGAAGAGGAACCCCCUGUGCCACCUUUCUGGGAGGAUGAGAGAGUGGGCUAUAUCGGAGGAUGGCUCCAACGGAUGAUGAAGCUCAUAGAGGACCGUUGGAUACAAUUUGUGGAGGACGAAAAAAAUGAAAAAAUACUGAGGGACUUUUUCGAUCGGGGAGAUCAAAUUUUUUUGAUUUUUUCUGCAGCACCUAAAGGAGGGUUGACGGUGACACAUGAGCUUAUUCUAAAUCAAAGAGGCAAGACAUUUUAUAUCAUGAAGAAGAUUCCAACAACUAUUGGAACAGAGAACUAUGCAGACGUCCUCGUACGUGGGGAGUUACCGGGUGUAUCUUUCAUCCAGACAUCAACACUUCUGGAAGAGGUUUUGAUGCCUGGCCUUUCCCAGAAGCAUCCCAAGGCCCCAGCACGUGUAAUUUCACAAGACAUGGGGCUUAAUGUGGAGACUCUGAAGAACAAGAUACUCAUAGUGAAAGGACUUCUGUCUGGAAAAACCAUUUUGCCUCUACCUAGCAAAAUUGCCACAAAAGAAUUAAACCAGCUGAGUCCAAUGAAAAAGGAAAACUAUAUUGACAGAGGAGAUCUUCAUGCAUUUGAAUCCAUGCUUAUCAAAUGGUCCUACCAGGUUCGAGAUGUCAUAGAAACUGAUUCCUCACAGCCUCUUAUUAAAGGUCUUAACCCAGGACCUUUAUCAGAGCUAGAUUUCUGGAAAGCAAGACAAAGUAAUCUUGCUGGAAUUUAUCAGCAGCUCCGGGCUCCAGUCGUUCAGAAAAUGGCUGCCAUUUUGAAAGAGACAGAAAGCAGCUACUACCCCACUCUGCGAAACAUCAUUUCUGAUGUAAAAAAUGCGCUUACUGAAGCUGAAGACAUUGACCUGCACCUGAGAACAUUACAACCACAUAUACAGUUAUUGGAAGAGACUGACUUCCAUCAGAUCAAUGCCUUCAUCCCACCUCUAUUCCACACCAUCUGCCUAAUCUGGAGUAACUCGGCUUACUAUUGUACCCCUGCACGGAUCAUUGUACUGCUACAAGAGUUCUGCAACCUGCUUAUUGAUCAGGCAAAAUCGUAUCUUUCUCCGGAAGAUCUUUUCAAGGAGGAAACAGAGGAAGCUCUGGAGCAUGUACAAAUCGCUGUGAACGUCCUCAAGAGCUUUAAGCAUUCAUUUCAAAGCCACAGAAGCAAUCUAGGGUCAUUCUAUGGGGAUAGCAAUGAGUUCAAACCCUGGGAUUUCCGAUCUCAACUGGUGUUUGCAAGAUAUGACAGGUUUCUUGAGCGCCUAAUGAAGAUUGAGGAUGUUUUACGGACUACCUUAGAAUUUCAGAAACUAGAAAAAUUUGAAUUGGGAGGAAGUAAAGGACACAUGCUGGCCGAACAGGUUACACAUCUUCAGGGAGAAUUUGAAGAGAGAUGUAAAGUGUUCAAAGAAAGUGCUCAUGAUCCAACAGAUUACACUAAUGUGGAGUUUGAAAAUGAUUACUUUGCAUUCAAGGCUAAAGUAUUGGACCUAGAGACACAGAUUGCAACAAUGAUAUGUUUGGCAUUUAAGGACUGUUCUGGUUUGGAAUCGGCCAUUAAGUUGCUGGCAAUCUCUGGUUAUUUUCUGGAAAGACAGGUUAUUUUGGAUAUCUUCAGUCUCAACUAUUAUACAUUUCUUCAAAUGUUCAGUGAAGAGCUGGAUAAGUGUAAGAUGUUAUAUGAUGAACAUGUUAAACAGAUGGAAACAUGUAUUGUACACAAAAACAUGCCAAUCCUCUCUGGUGUCCUGAAGUGGACCAAGGAGCUCAAAGAACGGAUACAAAUGAUGUGGUCCAAUUCCAGGUUUAUCCAGCAUGAAAGUAUGGAAAGCUCAGAAGCCUCAUUUAUUUAUCAUAAAUAUAUGGAAAUGAUGACUGUGUUAGACCAGUACGAGGAACAGUCCUAUAAAAAGUGGAUAUCUGGGGUUGAUGAAAUUUGUAUGUUCAAUCUAGACCAACCACUCAUAAGACGUACUGCAGAUGGCUUUCUCUCUGUCAGCUUUGACCCCAAGCUAGUAGCAGUAUUAAGAGAAGUUAAAUAUCUUCAGGUAUUAAAUCAUUCAGAUAUACCCAAGGCUGCAUUGGGAAUUUUUGAGAAGAAAGAAAUGCUACACAAGUAUAUUGAAGGUUUGGACCUUCUGGUACAGUGGUACAAUAAACUAAAGCAAACUGUGCUAGAAGUAGAGUACCCCCUAAUUAAAGACGACAUGGAGGCCAUUGAUGAACAGUUAAAAGAUGCUGAGAAAUUUUAUACAUGGAAUCGUGAUGACUGUUGGGAUUACAUUGUUCAAGUACAAUCCGUAGUGUAUGACUUGGAGAGCCGAGUACAAAAGUCAAAGGACAACAUAGCCACAAUGCACCAGAUCAUGACCACAUGGGCAGAGCAGGCUUUAUUUUCCCGAAAGGACAACAAAAAAGAUGCCUUGAUCAAUUUGGAGGACAAACGUGAACGCGUAAAUAAGAAAUACAAAUUAUUUCAAGAAGAUGGAAAUAAACUACGUGGCCUGGCUGAGGAUAACAUGAAACUCUUAAAGGCUGUUCCUGAUGUGGACUCCUGGAAAAUCUAUGUGGAAUACAUGGAUGACAUUGUAAUAGAUGGCUUAUACAACACUAUUCUGCAUUCCUUGGAGUUCUUUAUACAGAACACAGAUACAAAGUUAAAGCCAGCACCUUUAUUUGAGGCACAAAUGUCACUCAGUGGUAAUGAAAUUGUAUUUAAGCCUUCACUGCAGAAGGAGGAUGGCGAUGGUCUUUAUGACCUUAUGGAGGAGCUAUUGGGUGACAUACUUAAACUGUCAGGACAAGUAAAAAGAAUUGCAAAACAUUUUGGAGUGGACAAUUACCAGAAUGACCUUGAUGAGAUGACCGACCUUUCUGAAAUUCGGCAAGAAAUUAUGGAGAAAGUCACCACCAUCAUUGGCAAAGUCUUAGAUUACAGAAAUACUUAUGAUUCAUGUUCCUAUCUGUGGACCGAUGACCGAUCUGAGUUCAUGAAACAGUUUCUCCUAUAUGGUCACAUGCUGACUUCUGAUGAAAUUGAAACACACGGGGAUGAUGGGGUCCCAGAAAGUCCUCCUACUAUUGAGCAGUUUAAAGAGCAGAUUGACAUCUAUGAAAAUAUUUACACCCGGAUCUUUGCUUCUGAAGAUACCAAGGUUUUUGAGAGUUGGUUCCAGCUGGACAUGAAGCCUUUUAAAACAAGCAUGCUCCUCGUAAUAAGGAAGUGGAGCUGGAUGUUUAAAGAGCAUCUUCUCAGAUUUGUUGUUGAUAGUUUGAAUGACUUGGAAGAAUUUAUUAAGAUGACUGACUCUGGUCUACAGCUCAAGGUACCGGAGGGAGAUUAUACAGCACUGGUUGGAGUCAUGGAGCAUCUCCUGGCUGUGAGAGACAGACAGGCAACAACUGAUUCUUUAUUUGACCCUGUUAAGCAGACCAUUGCCCUACUCGAGAGCUAUGGACAAAAACUGCCAGACCAUAUAUAUACACAGCUCCAGGAACUGCCUGAAAAAUGGAACAAUACAAAGAAAUCUGCCAUUACUGUGAAGCAUGACCUGGCUCCUCUGCAGAUACUGGAGGUUUCUGUUAUCAGGAGACGAUGUGCUGCUUUUGAUAUGAAGCAGAAUAUCUUCAGGGACAAAUUUUGUCUGGGAGCUCCUUUCCCAUAUGCUGCCCAAAAGCCGUAUGCACGUCUGGAUAGGGCCAAUCAAGACCUUCGAAAGCUGGAGCAGGAAUUAAAACACCUUCAAGAAUCGGCUGAUCUGUUUGAAGUGGCAGUUCCUGAAUACAAGCAGAUGAAGAAAUGCCGGGAGGAGAUAAAAUUGCUUAAAGAUUUGUGGGAUCUCAUAUUUAAUGUUCAGAGCAGUAUUGCUGAUUGGGUUAAAACACAGUGGAGGCAGAUUAAUGUGGAACAGAUGGAUGUUGAGCUAAGAAGGUUUUCCAAGGCAAGUUCCACAGCUGAAAUGUUGUCAUUAGACAAGCAAGUUCGCUCUUGGGAUGCUUAUUCUGGACUGGAUUCAACAGUAAAAAACCUUAUCACCUCCUUGCGUGCUAUAACAGACCUACAGAACCCAGCCAUCCGGGAGAGACAUUGGCACCAGCUAAUGGUUGCCACAAAGGUACAAUUUACAAUGACUGAGAAAACAACUCUGUCAGAUCUACUUGCACUACAACUACAUAAGGUGGAGGAUGAGGUGCGGAACAUAGUGGACAAAGCUGUGAAAGAAAUGGGCACUGAGAAGAUACUUACAGAGAUAAGCCAGACUUGGACCAACCUGGAGUUCAUUUACGAGCAGCAUUAUCGAACAGAGACACCUCUCAUAAAAACAGAUGAGCAACUCUUUGAGACUUUGGAUAGCAACCAGGUUCAGUUACAGGCCAUUAUGCAAAGCAAGCAUGUUGAAUAUUUUAUUGAACAAGUGUCAAGCUGGCAGAAAAGACUAAACUUGGCUGACUCAGUCAUUUAUAUAUGGAUGGAAGUUCAGCGGACUUGGUCUCAUCUAGAAAGCAUAUUUAUUGGCUCUGAGGACAUUAGAAACCAGCUACCAGAUGAUGCUAAACGCUUUGAUGGAGUGGACGCAGACUUUAAGGAAUUAAUGUUUGAAACAGCGAAAAUUAGAAAUGUUUUAGAUGCAACAAACAGGCCCAAGCUUUACGAAACACUAGAUGAGCUCCAACAGAGGCUCUCCCUAUGUGGAAAGGCUCUUUCUCAGUAUUUGGAAACAAAGCGCCUGGCUUUUCCCCGCUUCUACUUUGUGUCUUCUGCUGACCUGUUGGACAUCCUGUCUAAGGGAACUCAGCCCAAAGAGGUGACUCGUCAUUUAGCAAAACUGUUUGACAAUAUUGCUGACCUGCAAUUCCUCGAGAGUGCUGAAUAUGAGGCAACAGGAAUGUACAGCAAAGAAAAGGAGUUUGUUCCUUUCAGCAUGAACUGCCAAUGCACUGGACAGGUGGAACACUGGCUGAAGAAUGUAGAGGACACCAUGUGUGAAACUGUGCGCCACUAUAUCACAGAGGCUGUGGCGGGGUAUGAGGAGAAGCCCAGAGAUCAGUGGAUAUUUGACUAUCCAGCUCAGGUGGCCCUCACUAGUUCCCAGAUCUGGUGGACCAUUGAUGUAGGAAUUGCUUUUGAUAGACUAGAAGAGGGCUUUGAAAGUGCACUUAAGGAUUACAAUAAAAAGCAGAUUAGCCAGUUAAAUGCACUGAUCAACAUGUUAGUUGGAGAGCUCUCAGCUGGGGACAGACAGAAGAUCAUGACCAUAUGUACCAUCGAUGUGCAUUCCAGAGAUGUGGUUGCUAAGCUGAUUUUGAACAAGGUAAACAACGUUCAAGAUUUUGCUUGGUUGUCUCAGAUGAGGCAUCGCUGGGAUGAUAAACUGAAGCACUGCUUUGCCAACAUAUGUGAUGCUCAGUUCCAGUAUUCAUAUGAGUACUUAGGAAAUACACCCAGGCUGGUCAUUACACCUCUUACUGACAGGUGUUACAUAACUCUCACCCAGUCCCUCCACCUGAAAAUGAGUGGCGCUCCUGCAGGCCCAGCUGGAACAGGCAAAACCGAAACCACUAAAGACUUAGGGCGGGCGCUUGGGGUGAUGGUAUAUGUAUUCAACUGCUCUGAACAGAUGGAUUAUAAAUCUGUAGGAAAUAUUUAUAAAGGUCUGGCGCAGACAGGAGCCUGGGGAUGCUUUGAUGAAUUUAACAGAAUUGCAGUGGAAGUUCUGUCAGUGGUUGCCGUACAAGUGAAAAGUAUUCAAGAUGCCAUUCGCAACAAGAAAAAGAGAUUUCUAUUCCUCGGAGAAAACAUCACAUUGAAGCCAUCAGUGGGAAUAUUUAUCACGAUGAAUCCUGGUUAUGCUGGCCGCACAGAACUGCCGGAGAAUCUCAAGGCUCUUUUUAGGCCUUGUGCCAUGGUGGUGCCAGACACGGAAUUGAUCUGUGAAAUUAUGCUGAUCGCUGAAGGCUUCCUUGGUGCCCGUCCACUGGCCAGAAAAUUUAUUACGCUGUAUACGCUGUGCAAGGAGCUGCUUUCUAAACAGGAUCACUACGACUGGGGCCUAAGAGCAGUAAAAUCUGUCCUUGUAGUGGCAGGCUCUCUUAAACGAGGAGACAGCACCCGACCAGAAAACCAGGUACUCAUGCGAGCUUUACGAGACUUCAAUUUACCUAAGAUAGUAACAGAUGAUGUCCCAAUUUUCAUGGGCCUGAUCAGUGACCUGUUUCCAGCUCUGGAUGUGCCAAGGAAGAGGGACCUUCAGUUUGAACAGAUGGUUAAGCAGUCUACGCUGGAGCUCCACUUGCAGCCUGAGGAGAGCUUUAUUCUCAAAGUUGUACAGCUGGAAGAGCUGCUUGCUGUUCGUCACUCAGUCUUUGUGGUCGGAAAUGCAGGAACAGGGAAAAGUAAGGUAUUGAGGACUUUAAACCGGACCUAUAUAAACCGAAAACAGAAGCCAGUGUGGAAUGAUUUGAACCCCAAAGCUGUGACCACCGAUGAACUCUUUGGCUUUAUCCACCCUAGCACAAGAGAGUGGAAAGAUGGUCUUUUAUCAAGUCUGAUGAGAGAACAGGCUAACAUAACUCAUGAUGGACCUAAAUGGAUUGUGCUGGAUGGUGACAUUGAUCCAAUGUGGAUUGAAUCACUGAACACAGUUAUGGAUGACAAUAAGGUUUUGACACUUGCAAGUAAUGAAAGAAUCCCUCUGACUCCAACCAUGCGUCUAGUUUUCGAGAUCCAUCAUUUAAGAACUGCUACACCAGCUACUGUUUCUAGAGCUGGAAUUCUAUAUGUCAACCCCCAGGAUCUUGGAUGGAAUCCGUAUGUGAACACCUGGAUAGAGACCAGAAGUAGCCGAACUGAAAAGGCCAAUCUGACCAUUUUGUUUGACAAGUAUGUGCCACCAUGCUUAGAACAGUUCAGAAACCACGUCUUGAAAACCAUCACCCCUAUCUCUGAGAACAGUAUGGUGCAGACCCUGUGUUCUCUUCUGGACUGUCUCCUGACCCCGGAAAAUGUGCCGCCAGACUCAUCAAGAGACUUCUAUGAGUUGUAUUUUGUCUUUGCCUCUAUCUGGGCUUUUGGUGGGGCCCUGCACAAAGAUCAGCUAAUGGAUUACAGAGCUGCAUUCAGCCAUUGGUGGAUCAGAGAAAUGAAAGCGGUGAAAUUUCCAGGGCAAGGAACAGUUUUUGACUAUUAUCUGGAUAACAAAACUAGAAAGUUUAUCCCAUGGAGUGAACAAAUCUUAAAAUUUAACAUGGAUCCAGAUAUGCCUCUUCAGGCAGUUUUUGUCCACACCUCUGAAACCACGUGUCUGGGAUACUUUACUGACCUUCUGAUACAGAAAGCCAAGCCAGUUAUGUUGGUGGGAGGUGCAGGAGUGGGCAAGACGGUGUUCCUGAAUGACAGAUUGGCCUUCCUGUCUGACCUUUACAUGAUAUCUAAAGUUCCAUUCAACUACUAUACCACAUCAGCUGCACUGCAAAGCAUUCUGGAAAAGUCCUUGGAGAAGAAAGCGGGACGUAACUAUGGCCCAAUAGGAAAUAAAAAAUUGGUAUAUUUUAUUGAUGACAUGAACAUGCCUGAGGUUGACAAGUAUGGAACUGUCCAACCACAUGCCCUGAUCAGACAGCACCUUGACUAUGGACACUGGUAUGAACGUCAGAAGAUGACUCUAAAAGAAGUUCAUAAUUGCCAGUAUGUGGCGUGUAUGAAUCCAACUGCUGGAAGCUUUACCAUUAACCAAAGACUGCAGAGACAUUUCACAGUAUUUGCUGUAAAUUUCCCUUCAAAUGAUGCACUGGAAGCCAUCUUUGCCAAGAUACUUAGCUUCCACUUCCAACAGCACACGUUUCUUCCUUCUAUCCUCCGCACUGGGCCUACUGUCAUACAAGCUGCAAUGUGGCUCAACCAGAAAAUGAUGCACACUUUCCUGCCUACUGCAAUCAAGUUUCAUUAUAUUUUUAAUCUGCGAGACAUUGCCAAUAUUUUCCAGGGAAUUUUGUUUGCUACUCCAGAUUGUUUAAAACAACCAAAUGAUCUAAUUCAACUGUGGCUUCAUGAGUCUUCACGAGUUUAUGGAGAUAAACUAAUAGAAGAGAAAGACUCAAAUAUGUUUAAGAAGCUACUUCACGAUACAGCCAUAAAAUACUUUGAGGGUAUAGAAGAUAAUGUCUUGUUAAAGCAGCCUCUUAUAUUUUGUCAUUUUGCCAAUGGAGUUGGAGAGCCAUCUUAUCUGCCAGUGCAAGGAUGGGAUGCCCUAAGGAAAACACUUGAUGAAGCUCUAGACAGCUACAAUGAGCUGAAUGCAGCCAUGAAUCUGGUUUUGUUUGAAGAUGCCAUGCAGCAUGUGUGUCGAAUCAGUCGGAUAUUGGAGACCACCCGGGGUUAUGCACUGCUGAUUGGUGUGGGUGGCAGUGGAAAACAAAGUCUGUCUAAACUAGCUGCAUACAUUGGCUCUCUGGAAGUUUUUCAGAUCACACUGAAAAAUGAAUAUGGUAUACAAGACCUUAAGGUGGAUCUUGCCAAUUUGUACAUCAGGACAGGAGCCAAGAACAUUGCCACUGUGUUUUUGCUGACAGAUGCCCAUGUUCCAGAUGAACGCUUUCUUGUUCUGAUUAAUGACUUGUUGGCAUCAGGAGAGGUGCCUGAUCUGUUCAGUGAAGAGGAAGUAGAAACAAUAGUGUCUGGAAUCAGAAAUGAGGUGCGAGGUCUGGGAUUAGACGACUCCAAAGAUGGUUGUUGGAAGUUCUUUAUAGAAAGAGUCCGCCUUCAGCUCAAAGUCAUUUUGUGUUUCUCUCCCGUUGGUUCCACUCUACGAAUCAGGGCUCGGAAGUUCCCAGCCAUAGUUAACUGCACAGCUAUUGACUGGUUCCAUGAGUGGCCACAGGAGGCCUUGCAAUCUGUCAGCAGGAGGUUCAUUGAAGACACGGAGGGAAUUGAGCCAAACGUUAAGGAGUCAAUCGGCCAGUUCAUGGCAUAUGUACACACCAGUGUCAAUGAAAUGAGUACAAAAUACUACCAGAAUGAGAAACGAUAUAAUUAUACCACGCCAAAAAGUUUCUUGGAACAGAUAACCUUAUACAAAAAUCUCCUUGAUAGAAAAAGGAAAGAGCUAUCUCAAAAAAUGGAGCACUUGGAAAAUGGUUUAGAAAAAAUGAAAACUACAGCAUCUCAGGUAGAAGACCUUAAAGCCAAACUUGCCUCUCAAGAGGCAGAACUGAAACAGAGAAAUCAGGAUGCUGAAGCCCUAAUUUCUAAAAUAGGAUUUCAGACUGAGAAAGUGAGUCAGGAAAAGACCAUUGCUGAUGCCGAGGAGCAAAAGGUUGUAUCGAUACAAUUAGAAGUGUCUGUAAAACAGAAGGACUGUGAGGAUGAUCUAAUGAAAGCUGAGCCAGCAUUAGUUGCCGCCACAGAAGCACUUAAUACUCUUAACAAGACAAACCUUACUGAGCUGAAAACAUUUCCGAAUCCACCAAAUCCUGUUAUUAACGUUACUGCGGCAGUGAUGGUGCUGCUUGCCCCUCGUGGAAAAGUGCCUAAAGACAAAAGCUGGAAAGCUUGCAAGGUCUCCAUGGGGAAGGUUGAUGAUUUUCUGCAAGCUUUAAUAAACUACGACAAGGAACAUAUUCACGAAAAUUGCCUUAAAGUGGCGAAGGAGCAGUACCUGAAUAAUCCCAUUUUUAAUCCUGAUUUUGUUCGCACAAAGUCAUUGGCUGCAGCUGGUCUCUGCGCCUGGGUCAUUAAUAUAGUUAAAUACUAUGAGGUUUAUUGUGAAGUAGAACCCAAGCGUCGAGCUCUGUCUCAAGCCAAUGAUGAUCUCAAAGGAGCUACUGAGAAACUUGAUGCAAUUAGGAAAAAGCUUCAUGAUCUUGACAACAACUUGCAAAGCCUGACAAAGUCAUUUGAAAAAGCAACUGGCGAGAAGAUCCGAUGUCAGGAGGAAGUGAACCAUACUAACUCCACCAUAGAACUGGCCAACAGGCUUGUGAAGGGGCUGGAGUCUGAAAACGUUCGCUGGAGUGAAUCUAUUAAAAACUUUGAAGCUCAGGAGAAGACACUAUGUGGCGAUGUAUUGUUGACAGCAGCGCUUGUGUCUUAUGUGGGGCCCUUUGCAAAGCGCUAUCGUCAGGAGCUGCUGGAGCAAAUGUGGCUUCCAUUCCUCAAAUCGCAAAAGGUUGCAAUUCCAAUAUCGGAAGGACUGGACCCGAUUGCCAUGCUGACUGAUGAUGCUACAGUAGCCGCCUGGAAUAAUGAAGGUCUGCCUGGAGACAGAAUGUCAACAGAAAAUGCCACUAUUUUAAUAAACUGCGAGCGGUGGCCUCUUAUGAUAGAUCCCCAGCAGCAAGGCAUCAAAUGGAUUAAGAAUAAAUAUGGAGCUGCCUUAAAAGUUAUAAAUUUAGGACAGAAAGGUUACCUGAAUACGAUUGAAAAUGCUCUGGCAUCCGGUGAUACCAUAUUAAUCGAAAAUCUGGAUGAAACAGUUGAUCCUGUACUUGACCCUCUUUUGGGAAGAAAUACGAUCAAACGAGGCCGAUAUAUUAAGAUUGGAGACAAAGAAUGCGAAUACACCAAAGGCUUCCGCUUAAUUCUCCACACAAAGCUAGCCAAUCCCCACUACAAGCCAGAGCUCCAGGCUCAGACCACCCUGAUUAAUUUCACAGUCACUACGGAUGGACUGGAGGACCAGCUACUGGCGGAUGUGGUCAGCAUUGAGAGACCAGACCUAGAAACCCUGAAGUCCAUGUUAACCAAGCAGCAGAAUGAAUUUAAGAUAGAACUGAAGCGUUUGGAAGAUGAGUUGCUGAUUCGCCUUUCAGCAGCCGAGGGAAACUUUUUAGGUGAUGUGGAACUGGUGGAGAAGCUGGAGACCACAAAAUCCACAGCCGCUGAGAUCCAGCUUAAGGUGGUUGAAGCAAAAGAGAAUGAGAUAAAAAUUAAUGAAGCCAGAGAACACUACAGGCCAGCCGGAGCCAGGGCAUCGCUCCUGUAUUUUGUUAUGAGUGAUCUCCGCAAAAUUAACCCAAUUUACCAGUUCUCAUUAAAGGCUUUUAAUGUAGUCUUCCAUAAAGCCAUUGCACGUGCAGAAGCCUCAGAAGAUGUAAAAGAAAGAGUGGCAAACCUGACUGAAUGUAUUACAUACUCAACAUUCUUGUAUACGAGUCAGGGGCUUUUUGAAAAGGACAAACUGACGUUCCUGUCUCAGACUGCUUUUCAGAUUCUUCUGAAAUUAAAGGAAAUUGACUCAGUUGAACUGGACUUUCUCUUACGGUUUCCAGUGGACCAUGUUUAUCAGAGCCCUGUUGACUUUUUGUCUGUUCAAUCAUGGAGUGCAAUCAAGAUGAUUUCUACACUGGAAGAAUUCAAUGGAUUAGAGAGAGAUGUAGAAGGAUCAGCAAAACGAUGGAAAAAAAUGGUGGAGUCAGAGUGUCCGGAAAAGGAGAUACUUCCACAAGAGUGGAAAAACAAGAGCUCUUUACAGAAACUAAUUAUAUUAAGAGCAAUGCGCCCAGACAGAAUGACCUACGCCAUCAGAAAUUUUCUGGAAGAGAAACUUGGGUCAAAGUACGUGGAAGGGGCAAGGCCAGAUCUGGCCAAAUCCUUUGAGGAAACCAGUCCAGCCACACCUGUUUUCUUCAUCCUGUCUCCUGGUGUCAACCCACUGAAAGAUGUUGAAACUCUAGGAAAAAAACUUGGCUUCACAAUUGAUUCUGGAAAAUUCCAUAACAUAUCUCUGGGACAGGGGCAAGAGAAGAUAGCAGAAGAGACUAUGGAAAAAGCUGCAGAGCAAGGCCAUUGGGUAAUCCUGCAGAAUGUCCACUUAGUGGCCAAGUGGCUAGCGACAUUGGAGAGACUUCUUGAAAAAUAUAGCACAGGAAGUCAUGAGGACUACAGGAUCUUCAUCAGUGCUGAGCCAGCUUCUACCCCAGAUCAACAUAUAAUUCCCCAAGGAAUACUGGAGAACUCUAUAAAAAUCACAAAUGAACCCCCUUCAGGAAUGCUGGCUAACCUGCAUGCAGCUCUAUACAACUUUGACCAGGAUACACUUGAGAUGUGUGCAAGAGAGAAUGAGUUCAAAAGCAUCCUCUUUUCUCUCUGUUACUUCCAUGCCUGUGUUGCUGGACGGCUCAAGUUUGGUCCCCAGGGCUGGAACCGCAGCUACCCUUUCAAUGCCGGAGAUCUCACUAUCUGCGUCAAUGUGCUUUAUAACUACCUAGAAGCCAACACAAAGGUACCAUUGGAAGAUUUGCGCUACUUGUUCGGAGAAAUCAUGUAUGGCGGUCACAUAACUGAUGACUGGGACAGAAGGUUAUGUCAGACAUAUUUAGAGGUUUAUAUGAGCACAGCAAUGCUUGAUGGUGAGCUUUAUCUAGCCCCUGGUUUCAAGACUCCUCCAAAUUUGGAUUAUAUUGGAUACCACGACUAUAUUGAUGAAAUGUUGCCUGCAGAAAACCCUGUCUUAUAUGGACUCCACCCAAAUGCAGAGAUUGAAUUCUUAACAGUAACAUCUGAUAACCUUUUAAAAACCAUUCUAGAACUGCAGCCUAAGGAAAAUGUGAUUGGUGAAGGUUCAGGAUCUUCCAUAGAAGAAAAGGUGAAGAAUGUUUUGGAUGCAAUUUUGGAAAAGUUUCCAGAAGAAUAUAACUUGCAGGAGAUAAUGCAAAAGACAACGGAGAGGACUCCUUACAUCCUGGUCUGUUUCCAGGAAUGUGAGCGAAUGAAUGUCCUUAUGAAAGAGAUCCGGAGGUCAUUAAAAGAACUUGACCUGGGACUGAAGGGGGAACUCACGAUCUCCUCAGAUAUGGAGGCUCUGCAGACUGCACUCUACUAUGACAGUGUUCCUGAGUAUUGGACUAGGCUGGCAUAUCCAUCAACAUUCGGGCUAGGGCAAUGGGUUACUGAUCUUCUUCUGCGAUGUCGUGAACUGGAUACGUGGACACAAGAUUUGGUGUUACCAGCAGUUGUCUGGGUUUCUGGAUUUUUUAAUCCACAAUCCUUCUUAACAGCGAUUAUGCAGAGCAUGGCUCGGAAGAACGAGUGGCCACUGGAUAAAAUGUGCUUAACGGUUGAUGUGACAAAGAAGACAAAGGAUGAAUUUGGCCACCCCCCUCGUGAGGGAGUAUAUAUUCAUGGACUGUUUAUGGAAGGUGCAAGAUGGGACGUUCAAGCAGGUGCGAUAUCUGAGGCUCGUCUUAAAGAGCUGACACCAGCCAUGCCUGUCGUCUAUGUGCGAGCAAUUCCUAUCGACAAACGAGACUUAAAGAACGUGUAUGAAUGUCCUGUAUACAAAACGAAAAUCAGGGGCCCGACUUAUGUAUGGACAUUUAAUCUGAAGACCAAGGAGAAGCCAGCCAAAUGGACUCUAGCAGGAGUGGCCUUGCUGUUAACAGUUUAAUGCCAAAUCCCUGAAUCUGCCAAUUUUAUCCCAGGCAAAACCUAAAUCACCUUUAUGUAUAAAAUGUUAUUUAAUGGAAUUUGUUCAGAAAAUAUUUAUAAAAUCAAUUUUAGUUAUAUAUUUUUGUUGUAAAAAUGUAUUACUUUAAGCACUAAAUGUUGUGGUUUAACCAUUUAUAGUUAAUAGGUACUGAUGGAGUUACUCUCUUGUAUAUCACACUGAAUGUGGCAAGACUCCGAUAUAAUUGCUAUCAGGCCAGAUGGCUCUGUAAUGCUGUUUCUUUAUGUAAAGUGUAAAAGUAGAUACUGGAAAAUGACUUGUAAUAAAAUAAAAACUAUUUUGAAGUUUUCGGUUA
Messenger RNA from Rana temporaria (common frog), 13991 nucleotides. It is a transcript of the gene DNAH11, whose product is annotated as dynein axonemal heavy chain 11. NCBI's taxonomy places the organism in Eukaryota, Metazoa, Chordata, Amphibia, Anura, Ranidae. The transcript has 83 exons. Gene Ontology annotation, molecular function: minus-end-directed microtubule motor activity; dynein light intermediate chain binding; dynein intermediate chain binding. The coding region runs from base 227 to 13636 and encodes 4469 amino acids. The record is from RefSeq and is a predicted model, not a curated record. Gene Ontology annotation, cellular component: dynein complex. Gene Ontology annotation, biological process: microtubule-based movement.